Molecule: messenger RNA, 822 nt
Organism: Triticum turgidum subsp. durum (durum wheat)
Lineage: Eukaryota; Viridiplantae; Streptophyta; Magnoliopsida; Poales; Poaceae
Source: the annotation of a GenBank genome assembly
AUGGCCAACGCGCUAUGCGGCGGCAGCAGCAACGUGGCGGCGCCGUGCGGGGAAUUUGGCCCCGGGGCGGCGCUCGCGGAGUUUUUGCCGAUGGGCGCUGGGUACCGCGCCAAGAGCUCCUUCCCCGCCGGGAGGGUGGCGCUGGCGGACAGGCCCCUGCCCCGGAGCCUCCAAGUGGCGGCCGCUGCUGGACAGAUGAACGGGAACCUGACGAUUGGCAAGGCCAUGAGGUGGUGGGAGAAGGUGACGCACCCCAACAUGAGGGAGGUCGAGUCCGCGCAAGACCUCGCCGACUCCCUGCUCAACGCCGGCGACAAGCUCGUCGUCGUCGACUUCUUCUCCCCCGGCUGCGGUGGCUGCCGUGCGCUCCACCCCAAGAUUGCGCAGUUCGCUGAGCGGAACCCGGACGUGCUGUUCCUGCAAGUCAACUACGAGAAGCACAAGUCCAUGUGCUACAGCCUCCAUGUCCAUGUCCUCCCUUUCUUCAGGUUCUACAGGGGAGCCCAGGGAAGGGUCAGCAGCUUCAGCUGCACCAAUGCAACCAUCAAGAAGUUCAAGGACGCCCUCGCGAAGCACUCGCCGGACAGGUGCAGCCUCGGCCCGGCGCGGGGGCUCGAGGAGGCGGAGCUCUUGGCUCUGGCUGCAAACAGGGACCUGGAAUUCACCUACAACAACGAGAAGCCGUCGCUGGUGCCGAUCGCCGAGGCCAUCCAGAUGGAAGCUGCCUCCAUUGGCGGCCCAUGGAUGCCAUUGCCUGCGGCCGCGACGCAGCCGCUCGCUCUGGGAUCCGAGAACGGCUCGCUCAUCCCCUCUGGAAGAUAG